UUGCAAACCAUCGUCUGCUAGCAUUUGUAUCGAAGACCGCAUGACUGAGGAAAAGCGAUUAUCGAUACAGGAAACGCCUUCACUCCAGGCGAGAAUAUCUGAGGAACUGUUGGCGCGGAAGCCUAGAAAGCCGACGGCUGCCGAAUGCUGCGGAAAUGGCUGCGCCCUGUGCGUCAACGACGUUUACGAGCAGGAACUGGCAAUCUGGGAAAUCGAGUGCAUGCGAGAACUACAUUACGGCCCUGGCCGCCGUGAACUGCAAGCAGGACCAGCUAUAAGCCCCAAAUACUACAAAUCAUUUGUGCUUCAGAACAUCAAGAAAGUCACUGAAUGCUGCUCAAGAUAUAUCUUUGUAAUUGACGACAUUGGAUGUCUUGGCUUCAGCAUUGGACAGCAUCUUAUAAUGAGAGCUUCUGUCGAUGGUGAAGUCAUAACUCGUCAGUACACUCCUAUUUCACCUCCAAGUGCCCUUGGCUUCUUUGAAGUCAUAAUCAAGGUUUAUCCCCAAGGAAGGAUGUCAAAAUACAUCAAGACACUCAAAGAAGGAUGCUCUGUAGAUUGGCGAGGUCCACUAGGAGGGCUAGACUACAAGCCCAAUGCGUACAAGCACAUGCUACUGCUUGCUGCUGGCACUGGAAUUGCACCAAUGAUCCAGGUCUUGCGCCACAUCACAAGUUCAGACGACUACACCAUGGUUCGCUUGCUUUUUGGGAUAGCAAAGUACAGGGAGAUAUACCUGAAGGAUGAGCUGGAUGAACUGAAACGCUUCUGGAAUGUCAGCAUUCUGUACUGCCUCAGUGAUGCCACGAGAGUCGGAAACAGUGUCUCCAGGGACACAAACCCGGACCUAACCUUCACAUCGAACGUCCUCUGGGCCGAGUGGAGCCGACUCUCGGAGACGCUCGGAAGCGACCACCACAUUCUCCAACUUGACAUCGCCCACAACCGGAAGCAAACCAAGACUGGAGUUGCCCGGCUAACAGACUAG
This is a messenger RNA of Dermacentor silvarum, 988 nucleotides long. Its product is annotated as NADH-cytochrome b5 reductase-like. The coding region runs from base 41 to 988 and encodes 315 amino acids. Lineage: Eukaryota; Metazoa; Arthropoda; Arachnida; Ixodida; Ixodidae. The record is from RefSeq and is a predicted model, not a curated record. Gene Ontology annotation, molecular function: oxidoreductase activity. The transcript has 6 exons.